GUUGAUUAUAGGGGAACCCGACUUCCUACUGCCUUAAGAGCGAACAAUGAUGGUGGAAUUAAUGAAGAGGAGGCAUCACGCCUAUGCGUUUAGCGACGAGGAGCGUGACAGACUGGAUGUGGACAAGAUAUCUAUGAUCCGCAUCCACACCAUGCCACACGAGCCUUGGAACAUGAGAGGGGCGCGAUAUCCUAACCCUGACAAGGAAAAGAAGGUGGUGGACUACCUCGACGGCAAGAUAAGUACACACGUCGCCGACUAUUCUAGUGGACCGUAUGCGUCCCCGUGGUUUUGCUUCAUUAAGCCUGACGGGACGCUGCGAUGGGUGCAAGAUCUACAGAGGUUAAAUGCGGUGACCGUGCGAGAUGCUGGAGGACUGCCAAAUGCGGAUGCUUUGUCGGAAUCCUGUGCUGGAAGGCCUAUAAUUUCGCUUAUAGAUCUUUACCCAGGAUACGAUCAGUUUUCGGUCUACCUGCCGGAUAGGCCGGUGACGGCUAUGCAUACGCCGCGAGGAUUAAUCUACAUGAACGUGGCCCCUCAAGGGUGGACCAAUGCAGUAGCAAUGGUCCAACGGGCCAUGAUUCGGGUUAUGCAGUCAGUCAGCCCCCAUAUUACACAACCAUACAUCGACGAUUUGGCGAUGAAGGGGCCGGCAGUGAAGGAGAGCGAUGAAGUCUCGCCAGAGGUAAGACGCUUUGUUUGGGAGCAUAUCCAGGACCUCGAAAAAAUCCUGAGCCUGAUCGAGGAGCAUAACCUCACGGCGAGCGGGGCCAAAUCCAAACACUGCAUGAGGGAAGCGACUAUUUUGGGGUUCGUCUGCAGCGAGAGGGGUCGGAGGCCGGAUGUGAAGAAGACGGACAAGAUUACUGAGUGGCCAGUUCUGUUCCACUCAGUAACUGAUGACAGAAGCUUCCUUGGUACGUGUGGAUUUUGGAGGGCCUUCGUCAAGAAUUUUGCCGCUAAAACUGAACAUCUGAGGAAGUUAGUUCGUCAGGACCAUAAAUGGGUUUGGGGUGAAGAACAAGAAGAGGUGGUAGCCAGAAUGAUGGAAGAAUUUCGAGAACGAGGGUUGGUGUUAGGAGCGCUAGAUUAUGACGUCAAAGAGACGCGACCCUUCAUUGUCGAAACGGAUGCGGGCCCGACUGCUUUAGGGGGAGUUCUAAUUCAGGCAGACAUGGAAGGAAAGGAAAGACCCUUGCGAUUUGAGAGUCGGACUCUCUGUACGACGGAGAGGAACUACUCUCAGUUCAAGAGGGAGACCCUUGCCGUCCUCCAUUGUCUGCGAAUCUUCCGGAACUACAUCUUCGGCAGGAGGUUUAUUUUGAGAGUGGAUCCGACCGCCCUGGCCUACUCUCUAAGGAAUUACGUUCCAUCGGAUCCGACGGUUGUCAGAUGGAUGACGUACAUCUGGAUGUUCAAUUUCGAAUUGGAACGGAUACCUUGGAGUAAGAACCGGGCGGACGGGCUGAGUAGGAUCAACUGGGAUAAACAGGAAGGGGAGGCGGUGGAGAAUACGCCCCCAAUUGAUGGAUUUCUAGAUCAGGAAGAAGAUGUUCAUCUCCACAUCAAUAAGUCGUCGCCGCGAGUGCCCAGCUGUGUAGGCUAUCCUAUUUGGCAAACACCAAGUGGGUAUGAACGGAGGGAUGAGCUAGUCCUUAAGCCCUUUGAUGAAGAGGAUCCCUGGGGUGGUAAGGAUGUUCAGUGGAUGAUGGAGCUAGCGCUGGCCAGCUCGCAUAGCCUGGUGGAGGAUAUGAGGACGAUUGAGGAAGGACCUGGCCAGGUAGAACGGCAUGAGGACCUGAUGGGAGGAAUGUAUCUCCUUGUCAAUACGUUAUUGCAGGAAAGCCUAGACCAGUCAGGCUCGUUGAACCCGGCAGGGAAUGUGGACGAAGUGCCUGAGAGCCAGGACGACGAGUUCGAGGAAGGGGAAAUUAAGGUGGUUUUUCGUGCAGAGGAGUACGACGGGAUCUACCUAGAGCUGGGGCUUCUUCUGUCAUGUGAAAUGCGGCUAAGGGAUGCAAGCGAUAGGGCUCAAAGGAUGCUGCAGCGCUACUUAGUGCGAGACGGCCACCUUUUCAUGAGAAGAGAAGUGGGGAAUCCCAGGAGAGUCGUCUGCGGUAGGAAUCGUCAGAUCAACGUCGUAGCAGCGCUUCACGAUGGCAUUGCAGGAGGACAUCGAGGGGUACAAGCCACGUAUGCCAAGAUAAGUGAGUUGUACUACUGGGAUGGGAUGAUGGAUAUGGUCAGGAAGUCCGACUUUACGAAGACAGCCAUGCCAAGAGGAGGGAGGGGGACACGGUCGCCUCAGAGGCCGUUGGGAGCAUCACGAGGAUAUGAGCGACAUGGGCAUCGCCAUCGAGAGAGUACUCCGGUAUACGAUGAUGGGGACAUCGAGCUAUUCCUGGAUAGCUUUUGGGAUCAUGCGAGGCGUAUGGGCUGGACCGUGGCCCAGGCAAUCGAGAGACUGAGGGGAGUCGGCAGAUUCGAGGAGCCCGUCGCGCAGAUCCGUAGAGAGGCGACGACGAGGCAAGAGGUGGAGAUGAGGAUGGAGGAGUUGCGACCCUCGCCGGUGGGACCAGAUGGCAGGCCGAUCCGCCUGGAGAUUGGAAAUACGUCGGACUUCAUCCCCGCAUUUGAGUGGUUCAUGCAGGGGCAAGGCAUACCGAGAGAUGAUUGGAUGCAAACGCUACCACUCUGGACCAGGAAGGCGGAAAGGCCCCUGGCUAGCCAAAUCAGAGACAUGGCCCGGGACUGGGAGAGCUGCAGGACACAUUUGAGAGAGGCCUUUCGACGGCCAGAGCCCCCCCAGCCCAGAGUCGAGAGGCGUCAGAGGAGUCAGAGGCCGAGGGACCCUAAGCCCAGGGAGGAGAGACCGUCUCGAGGAGGACGGAAGGCCCUAGCCAUGAGAGAGAAGGAGCCGGAGCAGGAGCCAGAGGUUGAGGAGCGAGGGGCAUACCCUGAGUGUGGGUUGGGACCAGUGGAGUUCCAUCGUUUUACUGUGGGUGGAUUGAUGAGGUCGCCAACACACACACAAGAGGAGCCGCCAGUGUCUGAGGGGCCUUUGAGGAAGUUGGAGACGCAUCUGGAUAUCUCUCAGUGGAGAGCGUCGCCUCAGGGUGAGGAGCAUGGAGAGCAAGCAAGGGAGGUGCCGCGGGAGGAGGUCCAGGAUACUCCGCGGGAGAGAGGGCUGGGCGAUGUGGGGAGACGUGCAGGGAAGGAAGUGAUAGAGGUUGGAGAGGACACGCCCCCACAGACGCCAGCAGUGGGCUUGAGACUCGGGGAUGCACCAGGAAGCACUCGCCAGGCGCACCCGGACCUGGAGGAGCCAGCACCUGCAGAGCCGCGCCAGGAGCCGUGCCAGCCCGAGAAGGAGAUGGAAGCAGAGAUCCCAAAGAGGGUCGACCUCCGCACGAGGGAAAGGGCGCCCGCUGGAGAGACGGCUGAAGAAAAGAGGGCGAGAAGAACCAAGCUAAUAGGUGAGAUAUGGCAGGAGAGGCAAAGGUUGGAGGCAGCGGGGGAGCUUCCGGAGCAGCAGCAGGAGAGACAGAGAUCGGAGGUAGCAGGAGCACUCCCAGGUCAGCCACCCAGCGCACCAGCUAGGGCUCCGGAGAUUCCAGAGAUGUGGAGAGACUUUUGGGAGCAGAGAGGAGUGGAGCUUCCUUCGCCAGUUAGAGCCGGGUUUGGGGUGGCCAGGAAGGCGGAAGAGAGGUUAGAUCGUAAAAUUAAGUUCCUGGCCAAGACCACUUUUGACCAGCACUUGUUAUUGGAGGGCGAUCUGGCAGGGAAGAAGAUGAAGGAAGCAAGCAAUGGAGUACGCCUGGAGGCUAUGGAGGUGGAAAUUCAGGAACUCGGGGCAUUGGUAGCCAGUCAGGCUGCUAUCAUUGAGAGCCUGAGGCAGCAAACCCAGGGAAAGGUGGACAAGCCAGAGAGCAGCAGGCAGGGAGAGCAGAGACAGCCAAGACGUGGAUUACCGGGACAACCAUCUGCAGCAGAGCCUCGCCAGGAGCCACCUAUGGAGAGAGAGGAGGUGAGUUUGUUUUCACAUGAGCAGAAGAUAGAGGAGCCUCUUGAGAAACAGAUAGGGAUUGGGGCAGAGGGUGUCAUCGAGAGCAUGCUCAAGAGGAUGGGCACGCCUGAGUAUGGGCCAGAGGAGAUUGAGGAGCAGCCCAUGGCAGUGCCAGGAGAGACACUCGAGAGGAGACCUCAGAGGUUGGACAUGCUUGAGUACGUCCCAGUGACAGAAGAUUUGAGGAGCAGACUGGGGUCUUGGGCUACAGGAUCUGGGUCUGGGGGACCGGUUCCUGGAAUGGAGCAGCAGGAGGUCGUUAGUACCGCAGCUCCUGGGACAGAGCAGCAGGGGGUUGUCAGUACCUUGGUAGGAUCUCCUUCAUCAUCGCCUCCUCAACCCAAGAAGAAGAAGUUCAAGAGGAAGGUCGAUCAGCUAUGUUUCUACUUCAAGAGGGACGUGCAUCAUGCUCUGGACUGUCUCGAGUUCCUUGAGGAUAAGGCAGCAGGGAAGGUCUAAGAGGUAGGGGGUAAGAUGUAUGAUAGACAGGGUAGGAUAGUAGAGAAGUCCGCAUAUGGACUUAGGGCUCAGUUAAAUAGGCAAAACCAGG
This is a messenger RNA of Chara braunii, 4616 nucleotides long. Lineage: Eukaryota; Viridiplantae; Streptophyta; Charophyceae; Charales; Characeae. The record is from the annotation of a GenBank genome assembly.